Molecule: messenger RNA, 1344 nt
Organism: Zingiber officinale
Lineage: Eukaryota; Viridiplantae; Streptophyta; Magnoliopsida; Zingiberales; Zingiberaceae
Product: homeobox-leucine zipper protein ROC8-like
Exons: 6
Coding region: 1-1344 (447 amino acids)
Biological process (GO): regulation of DNA-templated transcription
Molecular function (GO): DNA binding; lipid binding; DNA-binding transcription factor activity, RNA polymerase II-specific
Source: RefSeq, a predicted model, not a curated record
AUGGAUUCCGGUGGCGAACACGAAGCUCCUGCCCAGCCACAGGCCAACGGGAGCGGCGGGAGGAAGAAGAAGUUGAUGUACCGGCACACCCCGCAACAGAUUCAAGAACUCGAGGCGAUGUUCAGGGUGUGCCCGCACCCCGACGACAAGCAGCGGGGGAAGAUGAGCAGGGACUUGGGGCUCGAGUCGCGCCAGAUCAAGUUCUGGUUCCAGAACAGGAGGACCUUGAUGAAGUCGCAGCACGAGAAGGCGGACAACUGCUCGCUGCGGGCGGAGAACGACAGGAUACGGGGCGAGAACAUCGCGAUGAAGGAGGCGGUGAGGCGGCUAGCGUGCCGCCACUGCGGCCUCAACAACGGCAGCGCCAACCCUUACUUCGACGAGCAGAGGCUGCGCAUGGAGAACGCCCGCCUGAAGGAAGAGGUUGAUCGCGUAUCGAAUCUCACCUCCAAGUACUUGGGCAGGCCUAUCGCUCAUCAGCACCAUCUUCUCCUGCCGAAGUCAGUGCCCCAAGGCGGCGGCGCCCCUCCAUCCUUCGAUCCCUCUCCUUCGAUUCCCUAUUCUCUUCGACAAAUUUCCGACAGCGACAAACCGAUGCUGAUGGACAUGGCUUCGUACGCCAUGGACGAGGUCAUUCAGCUACUGCAGCUCGGCGAGCCACUGUGGGUCAAAUCGGCGAGCAACGGCGCAGAAGUCCUUGAACUGCAAGCCUACCAGAGGAAGUUCCCUAAACCACAUCAGCCAAAGUUUUCCGGCACCCGAACGGAGGCUUCCCGGGACUCUGCCACAGUGACGAUGAGCUGCCGCAUGCUCGUCGAUGCAUUCAUGACUCCGAGCAAGUGGAUGGAACUGUUUCCUACAAUCGUUUCGAAUGCAACGACCAUUGAUGUUCUACCUUCUGGAGCGUCUGGAAGCAGCAGCGCAGGAUCUGCGAUAUUGAUGUAUCAAGAGCUGCAAAUUCUGUCGCCGGCCGUUCCGACGAGAGAAUUGUGUGUGCUCAGGCACUGCCGGCGAGUUGAUUCGAGUUCAUGGGCGAUCGCUGACGUUUCAGUCGACUACCUCCUAGGCAACUACGUGGAAGCUUGCGCCCGGAAGCUUCCUUCCGGCUGCUUGAUUUCGGAAAUGGCAAAUGGAUGCUCCAAGAUAACUUGGAUCGAGCAUGUGGAAAUCGAAGAGAAGAACCCAAUCCACAUACUCUUCCAGCAUCUCGUAACGAGUGGAGCUGCAUUCGAGGCGCGGCGAUGGGUCUCUAACCUUCGCCGGACGGCCGAGAGGAACGCCUUCUCCAUCUCGGCCGGAAUCGCCAACGACUUGGGAGGAGGUAAUGGCCGAUCCUUUGUCUGA